Nematolebias whitei (Rio pearlfish) is the source of this 1137-nucleotide messenger RNA. RefSeq names its product cannabinoid receptor 2 (gene cnr2). Lineage: Eukaryota; Metazoa; Chordata; Actinopteri; Cyprinodontiformes; Rivulidae. Gene Ontology annotation, biological process: cannabinoid signaling pathway. The record is from RefSeq and is a predicted model, not a curated record. The transcript is spliced from 3 exons. Gene Ontology annotation, molecular function: cannabinoid receptor activity. Gene Ontology annotation, cellular component: membrane. Bases 1 to 1137 code for a protein of 378 amino acids.
AUGAGGGUUGUGAGGAGGUCACUGAACCCUAAAAAGUUUGAGAACUCCUGCUUUACGGCUCCAACAUCUUCAGAUCCUGCAGAAGUCAAAGACACCUCAUCAUCAAUGGCUAACGGGUCGUGCGAGAACCUGGAUUGCUACAUGGUCCUGACAGAAGCAGAAAGGACGGCCAUCGGCUCCAUAUGUUUCCUGGCCGGUCCAAUCACCCUGAUGGAAAACGUUCUGGUUCUGGUGGUCAUUGGCACCACAGUCAACCUGCGACAGCGGCCCUCCUAUCUCUUCAUCGGUAGCCUAGCUUUAGCUGAUGUCUUCGCCAGCUGCUUUUUCACCACCAGCUUCCUGUUUUUUCACCUCUAUCACCAAAGUGACGGCCAGGAUGCUUAUCUCUUCAAGUUAGGUGGAGUCACCCUGGCGUUCACCAACUCGGUGGGGAGCUUACUGCUCACUGCUCUGGACCGCUACCUCUGCAUCUACCAUGCCACCGGUUACAAGGCUCUACUGACACGCCGCCGAGCCCUCCUGAGCCUUCUGGUUCUCUGGAGUAUCACCAUCAUCAUCUCCUUCUUGCCGCUUAUGGGCUGGAGGUGUCCCACACGUCUCACUCCACCCUGCUCGCGCCUGUUCCCCUACAUUAGCCGGGGCUAUCUGGUCUGCUGGACCAGCUUCAUCCUGGUGCUUCUGGCACUCAUCCUCGGGGCUUAUGGUCUCAUCCUGUGGAAGGCCCACCGCCACGAAUCAUCCUUGUCCAGCCUCCAGGGUGCAGCGGGGACAGGUCCGAACCAUAUGAGGAUGGAUAUCCGGCUGGCUCGCACUUUUGCCUUUAUUCUGCUCAUACUGGUGGGCUGCUGGCUUCCUGUACUCUCCUUCAUGCUGGCUGAUGUCACCACUGUCCUGACUACUACCCAACAGAGAGCUUUUGCUUUUUGCAGCACCCUUUGUCUGCUCAACUCUGCAGUCAACCCGCUGCUUUACGCCCUGCGGUGCAGAGAGCUAAGACUGGCUCUCCAACAGUCUUUACGAUGGCUGUGGGAACUGGGGAAGUGCAAGAAAUCCACUGGAGACUCAAACCUUAGGAUAUAUUCUGUAGAAAACAACUCGGUUACUGAUGAGGAGUUCUCCAGGGGAAGAUCCACCUGA